Agelaius phoeniceus (red-winged blackbird) is the source of this 1096-nucleotide messenger RNA. It is a transcript of the gene GPX2, whose product is annotated as glutathione peroxidase 2. Gene Ontology annotation, molecular function: glutathione peroxidase activity. Gene Ontology annotation, biological process: response to oxidative stress. NCBI's taxonomy places the organism in Eukaryota, Metazoa, Chordata, Aves, Passeriformes, Icteridae. The record is from RefSeq and is a predicted model, not a curated record.
GAGGGUGAUCUGGGGCUGCCAGCAUGGUGUCCCCUUUCCAGGCUGGUCACAGGGACAUGGGGCAUGAUGCCCAUGGAGUGCCAUGGCCACCACCACAGCCUGCCAGGCUACCAGCUCUGCCCCAGCUGUGGGAACAGGGUCGGAAAACUUGGUGGCAGCACUGGGAUGAGCCAGCAGCGGGAUGGUGAUGGGCUGGGAUGGGUGGUUACUGGGAUGAUGGUGGGCACUAAGAUAGUCGAACCUACUGGGAUCUAGGUGGACACCAGGAUGCUGCCAGGCGCUUGGAUGGGCACCACAGGACCAUGGCUGGGAGCAUCCCACACCCCGCAGGCAGCAGGAUGAGCAGCCGCAGCGCGCCGUGCCAUGAAUUAUUGAGGCAGGGGGAGAAAGUGGAUUUUGGUGUUUUCCGGGGCCGCGUGGUCCUGAUUGAGAACGUGGCUUCGCUCUGAGGCACCACGGUGCGGGAUUACACCCAGCUCAACCAACUCCAAGCCCGCUACCCCCGGCGGCUGGUCGUGCUGGGCUUCCCCUGUAACCAGUUUGGAUACCAGGAGAACGGCACCAACGAGGAGAUCCUCAACACCCUGAAGCACGUGCGGCCCGGGGGUGGCUUUGAGCCCAACUUCACCCUGUUCCAGAAGUGCCAGGUGAACGGGAGUGACACCCAUCCCGUGUUCGCCUACCUCAAGGCUCACCUGCCCGCACCGGCCGACGAGCCCGCACAUCUGAUGGCCGAGCCCCGCUUCGUCGUCUGGAGCCCUGUGCGGCGCUCCGACAUCUCCUGGAAUUUUGAGAAGUUCCUGGUGGGGCCUGAGGGGGAACCGUUCCGGCGCUACAGCCCCCGUGUGCCCACAGCUCAGCUGGAGCCCGACAUCCAGCGUCUCCUCAAGCUGGCCAAGUAAUCCUAGCUCCAGUGUGAUCCUGGCUCUGGUGUGAUCCUGGCUCUGGUGUCACCCCGGGGUGGCCCCAGCUCUCCGCAGAGUGACAGCCCCCUCUGAAACCUCCACGGGGAGGGGGCUUGAUGGGGCAGAGGGUUGGAGCCGCCGGGGCGGCGUGGGCUGGUGGCAAUAAAUGAGCCGCAGGGAGCGUGCCUGGA